Molecule: messenger RNA, 2122 nt
Organism: Tuber aestivum (summer truffle)
Lineage: Eukaryota; Fungi; Ascomycota; Pezizomycetes; Pezizales; Tuberaceae
Source: the annotation of a GenBank genome assembly
GUCUUUCAUCCCCUUGCACUCUCACCGCAUUUAUUCACCGCAUUCCCCUCCUUUCGAAGGCCAAUAUAUAUUUUCACUCAUAUACUCACUUAUUCACUCAUUAAUUCAGUCAUUCUUUUCCCUCGAUUCUGUUCGAUCCUUCGCAUCGUCAACAUCUCAUAAUGGCAAUUGUUCUUGGUAAAAGAUCCAGGGCCACUUCUUUUGCUGGUAUGUAAUUCUCCCGUGUUAUACUCUAACCGUCUUAUUAAAUCUGGGUUUCGUAGUUGUGGUUUCCUCGCCUCGCGCCAGUUGCGAUAGGGACACUCCACCACGUACCAAAGCAAAAAAUGACAUUCUUCUAAACGACAUUCAACCAAUGUUGGAUGCUAUUCUAGAUGAGGAAGCAACAACUGUAAAAAGACCCAAAAGGCAGCGACGUAAUUCGGUCCAGAAAUCACAACCUACAACAAGCCGUCAACCGCUUUCUCCUCAGAAGUUAAAUACCCUCUUUAAGCCCCCUAACGGGUUAGGUAAUGAUCCCCUGAUCUCAUCGUUUGGCAGUGAGUGUACAGAGCGUUAUGCUUACUCUCCUAUAGUUGAGCAGCCGAAGCAACUUGAAUGUCCAAAAACACCUCGGCAUCGGGACUCGGUGAAGAAACCAGUUACCACCCCCAGGCACCGUGUCAGUGCGGUCGGGAAGCCUAUCACCCCCAGACAUGGGAAAUUGUUUUCCCCAACCUCCGUAGCGGCAACACCGACCAGCGUUCUGACUACUGCGAAGGCACUAUUCUCCCGUAGCUCUGCCCCAGGGCGGUUGAUAGGUCGUGACGACGAGAAGAAACAGCUUACAGAAUUUCUUGGGCCACGAAUCAGUUCCCGCUCGGGGGGCUGCCUUUAUGUUAGCGGUCCUCCGGGUUGUGGAAAAUCGGCAUUGCUUUCUGAGGUCAUGGCGGACUUGGGAGCUGAUCAGUCAGAAACAGUUAAGACGGCUUAUGUCAACUGCAUGGCUGUCAAGGAUCCCAAGGGAAUAUACUCCAAGUUGCUCGAGGAAUUCUUUGCGGGGGAGACAUUAAGCUCUCCCACGGGGAUGGAGGAUCUAGAAUGCCUAUUUAUCAGCAAGAAAACUAGGAAGACUGUUGGCAAUGUUUACGUGGUUGUGCUCGAUGAGAUUGACCAUCUCUUGACCAAGGACCAGGAAGUCCUCUACAGCAUCUUCGAAUGGUCACUUAGGCGGGAUUCACGGUUGAUUCUUCUUGGAAUAGCCAACGCGCUUGAUCUUACGGACCGCUUCCUUCCCCGCCUGAAAGCGAGGAAUCUCACACCUCAGCUACUUCCGUUCCUCCCAUACUCUGCACCUCAAAUUGCAGCCGUGAUUACUUCUCGUCUCCGCUCUUUACUUCCAGACGGAAAUGAAACUCCGGGAGACUUCGUUCCAUUCAUGCAUCCCGCUGCUAUUCAACUAGCAGCUCGCAAAGUUGCUGGUGCGACAGGGGACCUCCGGAAGGUUUUUGACAUCUGUCGCCGGGCUGUUGAACUGGUCGAAUCGGAAACCCGCCAAAAGGAACUGAAGAUAAAGCAACAGCAGCAGCAAGAAGAGGGGUCGGAAUCACUGAGCGAGAUGAUGAAAUCUCCAGUUCGUCAGCCGCUGACGGAGAAUAUGAACUUGAGCUCUCCGCGAGUUCUCAUCAGUACCCUCUCUUCCUUAACCAUUGAGACAGCGCCGCGGGCUACAAUCGCUCAUGUUGCACGUGUCUCUUCUUCAUCAUUCGGUGGAUCUUCCAUCACUCGUGUUAAGAUGCUUAACCUGCAACAAAAGGCCGUCCUCUGUUGUCUUGCUACGACCGAAAAGUCCAACGGUAGUGUUACAAUCAGAAAGUUAUUCGACGUCUAUACGGCUUUAUGCAAGAAAGAACGACUAAUUCACCCACUAUCCUCGACCGAAUUCCGUGAUGUUGUUGCCUCACUUGAGGUCGCCGGCGUUGUCAACAUGAUGGCUGGAAGUGUGGGCACACCGAGCAAGAGGGGAAGAGCUGGUGGUAUGGAGGAGAAGAGAAUCUCAGCCUGUGUCAGGGAAAUGGAUUUAUUGACUGCUGUUGCGGACGUUGGCCCCAUCUUGACAAAGUUGUUCUCUGACAACAGGUAG